Messenger RNA from Varanus komodoensis (Komodo dragon), 1043 nucleotides. It is a transcript of the gene SDHB, whose product is annotated as succinate dehydrogenase complex iron sulfur subunit B. Lineage: Eukaryota; Metazoa; Chordata; Lepidosauria; Squamata; Varanidae. Gene Ontology annotation, biological process: respiratory electron transport chain; tricarboxylic acid cycle; aerobic respiration. The record is from RefSeq and is a predicted model, not a curated record. Gene Ontology annotation, cellular component: mitochondrial membrane. The transcript has 8 exons. Gene Ontology annotation, molecular function: electron transfer activity; 2 iron, 2 sulfur cluster binding. The coding region runs from base 60 to 929 and encodes 289 amino acids.
GGACGGCCGCCCCCCGUCUCCCUGGCAACACCCUUGCUCCUAUCAGCUGAGGGCGCAAGAUGGCGGCGGCCGUGGUGGCGCUGGCGCUCGCGGGGCCUUUCGGGCGCCGCGGCGGCCACUCGCUGCUGCGCCCGCUGCAGGUCUGCCAUAGAGCUUAUGCAGCGGCAGCAGUGGCACCUACUGCACAAGGUUCCGCAAGGGUGAAGAAGUUUGCAGUGUAUCGGUGGAACCCGGACAACCCAGGGGAGAAACCUCGGAUGCAGACGUAUGAAAUAGACCUGAACAAAUGUGGGCCGAUGGUUCUUGAUGCCCUGAUCAAGAUUAAAAAUGAAAUGGACUCCACUCUGACUUUCCGCAGGUCCUGCAGAGAAGGCAUCUGCGGCUCCUGCGCUAUGAACAUCGGAGGAGGCAACACUUUGGCCUGCACCAAGAGGAUUGACACGGACCUUGGCAAGGUCACCAAAAUCUACCCCCUCCCCCACAUGUAUGUGGUGAAGGACCUGGUCCCUGACUUAAGCAACUUCUAUGCCCAAUACAAGGCUAUUCAGCCUUAUCUGAGGAAGAAGGAUGAGACCAACCAAGGCAAAGAGCAAUACCUGCAGUCCAUAGAAGACCGGGAGAAGCUGGAUGGGCUCUACGAGUGCAUCCUCUGUGCCUGCUGCAGCACCAGCUGUCCCAGCUACUGGUGGAACGGAGACAAGUACCUGGGGCCGGCCGUGCUCAUGCAGGCCUACCGGUGGAUGAUUGACUCCCGGGAUGAUUACACAGAAGAGCGGCUGGCCCAGCUCCAGGACCCUUUCUCACUCUACCGCUGUCACACAAUCAUGAACUGCACCAAGACCUGCCCCAAGGGACUGAACCCUGGGAAAGCCAUCGCUGAGAUCAAGAAAAUGAUGGCCACAUACAAAGAGGCAGCUGCCACAGCGUGACCGCUUGAAGCUGGUUAACGUCUGUCUAGGUUGUCUGUCGGGUGCCAGACCUUGGCACAGUUUGGAGAAUGUUCUGUGUAGGUAGGACGAAUAAAAUGCUCCUUCGUUAACAAA